UAUGAUCAACUAAAUAAGGGAAGAAUAACCACCAUUAAAUUUGAUAAGAUCACCUCAAUUAGGAGCAUUUCAAGGUCCUCGUAUAGCAGAAUCAAUAAUAAAUCAAUAACCAAAUGUUAUUGGAGGUGGAAUUGAAAAUACAAGACAAUAUUGGAAUGAGAAAGAAUAAAAUUGGUUAAGAUUAAGUGUGAAUUUGAAUCCUUUAGCAUUUGCAAAUUAUGAACUGUUUAAAAGUGCAAAUAUAGAUAUCUCAGAAUCUCCAAAUCCAGUAUAAUGUAUAUUAUGCUUCAUCUUAAAAUUUAUCAUUCUCAUUCUUUAUUUCUUAACUCCUUACUAUCAAACAAUGAAACUAUAUGAAGCAAUAGUUAUAUUGGGAGCAGUUGAUUUUUGGAUAAUCAAAAAUAUUAGUGGAAGGUAUGAAAAUACAUAAAUUAGGAAAAUUAGUUGGACUACGUUGGUGGGUUGAAAUAAAUGAUUUUGGAAAUGAAAGUUGGGUUUUUGAAACAUCAACUUAAGAAAAAGGAGAAAUUUAAAGAAUUCAUAGUAGAAUAUUUUGGUUUGUAUAAUUAUUUAUGUUUUUGAUGUUUGUUGGGAUGUUUAUAAUAAAUGCAUCCUAAUUACAAAUAAGUAUCUCAAUAUGUAUGUUUUUUCCAGCAGCAUUUACAGGAUAUAAUUUAUAUGCUUUUAAUUUAUGUAAUAAGAUUAAAAGAUCAAAAUUAGGAGAAUCAUUUUUGUAAAUGAGUGCUGGAAGAAAAUCAGUCAAAAUGCCAUUAAAAUUAGAAUGA
Molecule: messenger RNA, 785 nt
Organism: Paramecium pentaurelia
Lineage: Eukaryota; Ciliophora; Oligohymenophorea; Peniculida; Parameciidae
Source: the annotation of a GenBank genome assembly